Nilaparvata lugens (brown planthopper) is the source of this 1134-nucleotide messenger RNA. RefSeq lists its product as uncharacterized. The transcript is spliced from 2 exons. The record is from RefSeq and is a predicted model, not a curated record. The coding region runs from base 307 to 813 and encodes 168 amino acids. NCBI's taxonomy places the organism in Eukaryota, Metazoa, Arthropoda, Insecta, Hemiptera, Delphacidae.
UCGUUUACCUGACUGGAUUCAGAAGUAAUGGAUUGGAUACAGUGUAAAUGUUCCAUUAAUUCUUUGCAACUGGCAAUCGAGGAUACUGCUAGUGUCAUGCGAACAUUGAAAGGAAGCUUUUUUGAUAAUAUAUUUGCUAGUGAUGCAUCCGCCAAAGAUUCGUCUAGUUGCGAAUUUUUGCACAUCAUCUUAGCCACAAAUUCAGUAUAAGACUGUCUGCCUCUAUUAUCAUAUGUGCAUGAUAUAAUCUCUGAUAGUGCGUCCAUCUGUUUACGUUUGCUCCAAUACUGCUGCAGGAAUUGGGAGAUGAAGUCCUCCAGGCUAUUGAUAUCUUGCAUCUGGCUCUGGAAAAACAUCAGCGGCUUGCCGAGUAGUAAACUGGACAGUUGGAAACGCCAUACUAACCAAGAGGUUGGUGGCGGAUGGUGGUUGACUGGUCACGUCAGAUGGCGAUUGGGUGGCGGCACUCUCCGUUCCCUCGGCGACGCUUGGAGCGAUCUGCGAAGACGUCGGUAUCAGGUUGGACGCCCUCACUCCCUCAUCUCCCUCAGCCAGACUCUCAUCGGAAUUAAUCGCAUCGACGACGUUAUCGAUCUUCAUAGAAGACAAUUGGGCCAAGUUUUGCGGGUCGAAAUUGAUGGAGCAUAUGCUGCCUCCCUCUCUCUCUCGUGGGGUCUCCGCUGCAUUGUCCUGGGGUUGUUGAUUGGCCGGUGUCGUAGCUAUAUAGUUUUGGGGGUGGUCGCUGAAGUAGGAAUUUUGCGAGUUAGCUGGCAACUGGCUCAUGGUGACGAUAUUAUGGAAUACUUUGAAUAAAUUGCCAAGUGUACUGCCAAAUUUCAGGAAUAUUAAAAUGGAUUCAGUGAUAGUGCCUAUUCUGGAUAAAAUUGUGUGGUCUUAAAAGUUUCAAGUGUCAUGUACAUAAAUUACAAAACGAACAUCGAGAGACAGGUAUGACUUCCAACAUGUACAAAUUACAUUAAUAUAGUUCUUAAAAUUUCAGUUAGGGUCUUAUCUUCCUUAACAACAAUAAUAUUAUAAUGCCUCAAAUAACCUAUAACCCUGGUCAGCAUACAAUGUCUAGAUUCAAAGAUCAAGAUCAAAAUUUUACUAUUAAAUUUUAUGGAGAUUUCCAUC